Molecule: messenger RNA, 1335 nt
Organism: Paramisgurnus dabryanus
Lineage: Eukaryota; Metazoa; Chordata; Actinopteri; Cypriniformes; Cobitidae
Product: serine/threonine-protein kinase NIM1
Biological process (GO): microtubule cytoskeleton organization; intracellular signal transduction; protein phosphorylation
Cellular component (GO): cytoplasm
Molecular function (GO): tau-protein kinase activity; ATP binding
Source: RefSeq, a predicted model, not a curated record
AUGACGGAUCCUCAGCUACCAGGUACCACAACACUUUUUUGUACAAAACGGCAUGGGAGGAAAGAAAGGAAAAAGUGUACCAGCGGUCCCGUCCAACAAACAGAAGCUCAAACACAAAAAGUUCCUGCAUUAACCCCUGAACAAAGAGCGAAGCAGACGGCCUUGGAGAGGGUCGUCUAUGAUAUGUCCCAUAAUGAACGGGUCAUCAAUGACAUCAUACUGGGCCGAAGGGUAGCUUUCUAUGAGCUCAGAGGAGAGAUAGGGACCGGAAAUUUCUCCCAGGUCAAACUGGCUGUUCACGAACUGACUAAAGAGCGUGUUGCAGUGAAGAUCCUAAAUAAGACGCGCCUCGACAAGAGGUCUCAGACUUUAUUUGCUACAGAGAUUGUCUGUAUGGAAAGACUGUCCCAUCCGAACAUUGUGCGCCUGUAUGAGGUGGUUGAGACCACUAAGCAUUUGUACCUCGCUAUGGAAUAUGGGAGCGGAGGAGAUCUCUUCUCUCGCAUAACCACCAGAGGGCGACUGUCAGAUCUGGAAAGCAAACUUAUCUUUGCUCAGAUCAUCUCAGCCAUCAAGUAUAUGCACGAAAACAACAUCAUCCAUCGUGACUUGAAAGCAGAAAACAUUUUUUAUACCACGUGCUACUGCAUCAAAGUGGGCGACUUUGGUUUCAGUACCGUCAUUGAGCCGACCGAAACGCUCAGCACAUUUUGCGGCUCUCCUCCUUAUGCGGCACCUGAGCUGUUCAGAGACAAAAGCUACGUGGGCCGUUAUGUGGACAUCUGGGCGCUGGGCGUCCUACUCUACUUCAUGGUGACUGCCACCAUGCCCUUCUACGCCGACAACCUUGGGCGUCUCAAACGCUGCAUCCUGCAGGGGGCGUAUACCAUCCCGGCCUACGUCCCUGAUCCCUGCCAAUUGGCUAUUAAAGGGAUGCUGAGACUUGUGCCUGUGGAUCGCACGUCGGUCUCGCAGCUGAUGGCCUGCUCCUGGCUCAAGGGCAUUGAGUAUCCCAAACCGUAUCCCGCACUCAGCACGACACCCGAUCAUUUGGCUGAUCCCGGGAAGAGACUCUGUGUGGAGGAACAGGAAGUGAAAUCGGCUCUGAAUGAGCUUGGUGUUAUCGUCACACAUCUGCAGAAUAAUGCGUGUGCAGAUGCUCGCAGCCCAAUUACAGGAACAUACCGUAUUCUGCUGCACCGCAUCCAGAAGAGAAGAUCCGUGGAGGCGGUGGGAUAUUCUGUAGUCAACCCGGAAGAUUUCGGUACAAAGAAAUACUGGGCCAACAAUGCUGUGGCCAAGCACUACCCGUCUGCAGUCUGCAAUGUCCUAUAA